This is a messenger RNA of Candida dubliniensis CD36, 459 nucleotides long. RefSeq names its product Yae1p (gene YAE1). The coding region runs from base 1 to 459 and encodes 152 amino acids. Lineage: Eukaryota; Fungi; Ascomycota; Pichiomycetes; Serinales; Debaryomycetaceae. The record is from RefSeq and is a predicted model, not a curated record. The transcript has a single exon.
AUGACAUGUCAAGGAGAUUGUUCAUGUAAAAAUAAUGAAGUCCCCACCACCAAAUCAACAACAGGCAAUGUGGAAGAUGAUGACAUUUGGUCAGAUGAUGAUAGUAAACUAAUACUUGAAAAUGAUAUAAUACGAUCACAUUAUAAAAAAGGAUAUGUUGAUGGAAUAACUCAAUCUAAAGAAUCUUCAUUACAACAAGGAUUUGAUGAUGGAUAUCCUGAAGGUGCUAAAUUAGGGAUUCAAGUUGGUAAAAUCCUAGCAAAUUUAAUUAAUCAAUGUGAAACCAAAGAUGAACAAUUGACAAGAUUCAAUGAAGCGAAAAAGGAAUUAAAUAUUGUUAAUGUUUUAAAAAAAUCAUAUUUUGAUGAAGAUUUGAAUUUGAAAAAGAGUAACAAUCCUACAGGAACUAAUGAAUCAUAUCAUGAAUUAAUAAACAAAUGGGAAAAUGAAAUGAAAUAA